GAAGGAUUUGAUCUAGACUUCGUCUCUUCGGUAGUGGAGGUGCUGAAACUCGGGUGGAUCAACGAAUUAGGGUUUUAGCUUUCUUCUUCUAGCUGGUCUCUCUCCAGUCACUAAAGCAAAACAGCAAGCAAAUGGAAGCCGGAGAUGAUGGAGUCGUUGACUCCAAGGAUUUGCAACAGCAAAGCAAAGCCUUCGAUAAACUCACCGACCGUGUUGAAGAUCGCCAGCUCGAUUCUUCUCGUGCCCAAUCGGCCAUGGCAUCGAUUGCAGCCUCUGCUGAAGCUGAAAAGAAUGCUAUGAGAUUGAGAGAGAAAGAAUUAGCUGCUGUUAAGAUCAAUGCGGCUGAAGUGGACAUCAUUGCUAACGAAUUAGAGUUGGACAAGAAGGUGGCUGAGAGAACACUCCGUGAGCACAAGGGCGAUGCCGUCGCUGCCAUUCGGUCCUUGCUUCACUAGAUUGAGCCGGUGACGAAUUUUGAUAUUUCUCGAUUUUUUUUG
This is a messenger RNA of Hibiscus syriacus, 497 nucleotides long. Its product is annotated as huntingtin-interacting protein K-like. Gene Ontology annotation, biological process: protein stabilization; negative regulation of apoptotic process. The coding region runs from base 132 to 455 and encodes 107 amino acids. The record is from RefSeq and is a predicted model, not a curated record. The transcript is spliced from 4 exons. Lineage: Eukaryota; Viridiplantae; Streptophyta; Magnoliopsida; Malvales; Malvaceae.